Guillardia theta CCMP2712 is the source of this 972-nucleotide messenger RNA. RefSeq lists its product as hypothetical. The coding region runs from base 1 to 972 and encodes 323 amino acids. Lineage: Eukaryota; Cryptophyceae; Pyrenomonadales; Geminigeraceae. The transcript has a single exon. The record is from RefSeq and is a predicted model, not a curated record.
AUGGCAAUGAAGAAUGCUUUGCACAUGCAAGCGUCGAGGAGGAGGGAGGCAAAGGAUCUGAAUGUUGCCGGAGCGGCUCACUCUUCACAGCACGUUCACAUGGCGCACGAGCACCACAAGGUUGCAACAGAGGCAAAGAAUGCACAGGAAGCGUCUUCCGUGAAGAAGGAGAUCUCCCAGGCAUCUUCCUUGGCUGAGGGGGUUGCUGCAGCCGAGAAGACGGGCCUUCAGAGCCUUCAUAUCGCGAAGGCGGAUGACAAACAAGCAUCUUCUCAUAUGAGUUUGGAUGCUCUGGUGGCAGAAAAGAAGAAGGAGCUUGCUGAAGUGGAGAGCACUGAAGUUAAAGAGAUUGACAUCGUCAAGAAGGCCGAGCUGCACAAACUAGCUGCGAUCAAGAAGACUGAUUUGGGGAAAGAGCGGGAUCUUCAAAAGCAGAUCAAGGAUCUCGAAGCAAGGUCUGCUUUGGAGCAGGAAGAGAAGAAAAUACAAGACCAGAUCUCUCACGUAAAGCAGGAGGAGGAGCAAAAACUCACUGCUCUUCACAAGAAUCUGGCGAAGCUGGAGGGAACGGAAAUUCAUGAGCACAAGUCGAUUUCAAAACCAGUUGUGAAAGUGGUUAAAGAAACGAAAUCCAAGGAGGAGCCUUCUGCUUCAACGGAAACUGCAUCUCGUGAAUCCAAGAAGGCAGCCAAGCCUGCUAAGCCGACGCACCAAAGCAGCAAGAAAGAAGCCAAGCCUGCUUGCACAGAGACAGAUUGUGACGUUGAUGGCGAGGACAAGAAAUGGCUGGUCAAGGGAGGAAGUCUCAACAAAUAUUCUCGUGACGCAGUCGAGGGGUCGGGAAAGGCAAAACGCGUGGCCCUUGAACACAUGCAGAAGUUGAAGGAGCAGAUCGAAGACGAUUACAAGCACGUGACAGACUUUGCGAUUGCACAGGAGAAUGCACUUUCUCCUCCACCCAGUCAAAACUAG